Mercenaria mercenaria is the source of this 535-nucleotide messenger RNA. RefSeq names its product flavin-containing monooxygenase 3-like. Bases 170 to 535 code for a protein of 121 amino acids. The transcript is spliced from 4 exons. Lineage: Eukaryota; Metazoa; Mollusca; Bivalvia; Venerida; Veneridae. Gene Ontology annotation, molecular function: N,N-dimethylaniline monooxygenase activity; flavin adenine dinucleotide binding; NADP binding. The record is from RefSeq and is a predicted model, not a curated record.
AUAUCACCUACAUUUAAGCACGGUGAACAUUUACAGUGAAAUAAAAGUGCGCGUCUUCAGUAAAAAUAUUAUAUGAAUGACAAUUGUGAAAUAUUUACUAAGCUGUAGGACUAGGAGUACCAAAAUCUGCAAAGAACACCCUUGCUAAAGUUAACUUUCAAACAACAAGAUGGCCAAAAGAAUAUGUGUCAUCGGUGCAGGACCCUCAGGAAUGUCAACAUUGUUUCACUUCGCAAAACUACAACCAAUGCCAGAGGUUGUAUGUUACGAGAAACAGGGCACAUGGGGAGGACUUUGGAAUUUCUCAUGGAGAACAGGCGUGGAUGAACAUGGAGAACCAUGCCAUAACAGCAUGUAUAGAAAUAUGUGGAGUAACACUUUUAAAGAGAACAUGGAAUAUCCGGAUUACACUUUCGAGGAGCAUUUUGGGAAAAACACACCUUCCUUUCCGCCACGCCCCGCUGUAAGAGACUAUAUGGAAGAUGGCUCCCUCAUAACGAAAUUUGAAGAUGAAUGUCAGAAUUUCCUUUGGUAA